UUUAAAUGCACAGGGACCCUGCAGAAAGAGGCAACAGCUUUCUGAACAUCUACUUUUUACUAUCCGUUAUCUGCUUGACAACUCUUUAACUUUUCACCAUGGUUGAUGCAUUUUGCGGCACCUGGAAAUUGGUAGACAGCCAAAAUUUUGAUGAAUACAUGAAAGCUCUCGGAGUCGGUUUUGCAACAAGGCAAGUCGGCAAUGUCACGAAACCGACAGUGAUCAUCGGUCAGGAUGGAGACAAGGUGUUUGUGAAAACACAGAGUACGUUCAAGAACACUGAAAUAUCCUUCAAACUGGGGGAGGAGUUUGACGAAACUACUGCUGAUGACAGAAACUGCAAAUCUGUCGUGAGCAUGGAAGGAGACCAUUUGGUGCACGUGCAGAAGUGGGACGGCAAAGAGACAAAGUUCGUCCGAGAGUUGCAGGACGGUAAACUCGUCAUGAAACUUACAUUCGAAGACAUCGUGUCUGUGCGCACCUACGAGAAGGCAUAAUUCGGAGCCCACCCCUGUGCCACCCAAUCUUUUCAGUCCUGUUUACUGGACUACGACGUUUUUUUUUUCUACUGUACGCAUAUAUUUGCACUUCAUUCGCCCAAACGUUUUAUGGCAUCAGAUGAUUUUGUAAAACUUUUAUACAAAUUACUUAAUUCUUUUCAUGCUGAAUCAUAAUGUGAAUAAAUGUGCAAAAGAAACUGAAAUAAAUUACCUGAAUUAAUUGA
Messenger RNA from Conger conger (European conger), 724 nucleotides. RefSeq names its product fatty acid binding protein 7, brain, b (gene fabp7b). The record is from RefSeq and is a predicted model, not a curated record. Gene Ontology annotation, cellular component: nucleus; cytosol. Bases 99 to 497 code for a protein of 132 amino acids. Gene Ontology annotation, molecular function: fatty acid binding. Gene Ontology annotation, biological process: fatty acid transport. The transcript is spliced from 4 exons. NCBI's taxonomy places the organism in Eukaryota, Metazoa, Chordata, Actinopteri, Anguilliformes, Congridae.